Molossus molossus (Pallas's mastiff bat) is the source of this 1244-nucleotide messenger RNA. It is a transcript of the gene CDKN1C, whose product is annotated as cyclin dependent kinase inhibitor 1C. The coding region runs from base 31 to 978 and encodes 315 amino acids. Gene Ontology annotation, molecular function: cyclin-dependent protein serine/threonine kinase inhibitor activity. Lineage: Eukaryota; Metazoa; Chordata; Mammalia; Chiroptera; Molossidae. Gene Ontology annotation, biological process: regulation of cell cycle. The transcript has 3 exons. Gene Ontology annotation, cellular component: nucleus. The record is from RefSeq and is a predicted model, not a curated record.
CGCCCGCUCGCCCUCCGCGUCCCUGUGCAAAUGCAGACUCCGACUGCGCGGGGUCUCACUUGCGCUCGGCCUCCACCCUCCUCUCCUCCUUCUCCUUCUCCUCCUCUCCUCUCCUCUCCUCUCCCGCGGCCGGGGCUCGCGCUGCCCCUGGCCAUGUCCGACGUGUAUCUCCGCAGCGAAUUGGCAAUGGAGCGCCUUGUCUCCCGCCGCACCUACCCCCAGUUAGCGCGCAGCAGCGCCUGCCGCAGCCUCUUCGGGCCUGUGGACCACGAGGAGCUGAGCCGCGAGCUGCAGAUGCGCCUCGCCGAGCUGACUGCCGAGGACCAGCGCCGCUGGGACUACAACUUCCAGCAGGAUGUGCCGCUGCGGGGCCCGGGACGCCUGCAGUGGACCGAGGUGGACAGCGAGUCCGUGCCUGCCUUCUACCGCGAGACCGUGCAGGUGGGGCGCUGCCGCCUGCUCCUGGCGCCCCGGCCCCGCCCGGAAGGCGCGGGCGCGAGCCCGCCCUCCGGGCCGCCGGCCGAGGAGCCCCUCGACGGCCUGGGGGAGGCGCCGGCGCCGCCGUCCAGCGGCCCGGCCGUGCCUCCUGCCCCGGCCCCAGCCGCGGAGCCGCAGGAGAGCGCUGAGCAGGAGGCGGGCCCGCCGCCGCGCAAUCAGGAGCCUCUUGCCGAGCCGCUGCAUUCAGGGAUAUCGGGGCGCCCCGCGCCGGGCACUGCGGCCGUCGCCACCACUGCCGCCGCCGCUGCCACUGCCGCCGCCGCCACCACCACUGCCGCUGCCGCCGCCGCCGCAGCCGCCGCUGGAGGCGCCGCGAUCAAGAAGCUGCCCGGGCCUCUGAUCUCCGAUUUCUUUGCCAAGCGCAAGAGACCUGCGCCCGAGGCCAAGUCGACCAACGAGGUCCCCGGGGGCUGCACCGCUCCUGGCGGCGCUCCGGCCGUCGGCUCGGCGGAGCAAACCCCGCGCAAGCGGCUGCGAUGAGCCUCGCGCCCAAAGAGCCCGAGGGAGCCCGCUGGGCAGCGGAGGAGGAGCGUUGGGCCUCGGCUGGGACCGUCCAUGUAGCAGCAACCGGCGGCCGCUGCCCUAGAGCAGCGUUCGGUUUUGUGUUUAAAGUUUGAAAACUGUGCAAUGUAUUAAUAACUCUUUUAUAUCUAAAUGUAUUCUGCACGAAGAGUACACUGGUCCCAAGGUGUAAAGCUUUAAGAGUCAUUUAUAUAAAAUGUUUAAUCUCUGCUGAAACUCAGUGC